UGUUAGUUUGAAUCCUACUUGGCUUCAAAUCCCAUCCCUCUUACUUGGCUGUGUGACGUUGGACAACUUUCCUAAUUUCCCCAAGUCUCAGUUUCCUUAUCUACAAAAUAUAGGUAAUUCUACUUAUAGGAUUGCUCUGAGAGAGAAAAAAGAUAAUCCAGUAAAACACUUAGAACUGCGGUGUUACAUAGUAAGCACUCAAUAAAUGUUGGCUCAUUUAUAUAGCAGAAUGAUGGUUUCUUAUACUAUUUCCAUUGCAUUGUUUUCUGUAAAGCCACUUUUUUAGUUGGAAGUAUUUUUUCUAAAUGAUUGUGUUUUAUGUAAUAUGUGAUGUUUGAGAUAUUUACUGUUAAAUACUUCAGGUAUUGUAAGUUUUUUUUUUUUUUCAAUCAGGGUCAUUCAUCUUUAUAUUCUCCAAAAUAUCUUGCAUGUAAUAUGUACCAAUAUAUAAUGUUUUGAAUGAAAGAGUGUUGAAACUGUUGAGUUGCUGCAGUCUGUUUCAUUGAUUUAUGCAUUUCUAAUCAGUUAUCAGUAGAUGGCAGUAGUUCGUUUCUAUUUUUAUCUCUACUCCAUUCUACAAUAAAACCAAAAAAAAAAAACCCAUUGCCAUCGAGUGGAUUCUGGCUCACAGUGACCCUAUAGGCCAGAGUAGAGCUGCUCUGUAGGGUUUCCAAGGAACAGCUGGUGGAUUGGAACUGCUGACCUUUUGGUUAGCAGCCGAGUUCUUAACCAGUGUGCCACCAUUCUAUAAUAGAGAUUUGAAAAAAACUAAAAGCUUCCUGAUUUAACAACAGAUUUCUUUUCAUGAGGAGCUUGGGUGGUACAAGUGGUUUGCAGUCAGCUGCUAACCUAAAGAUUGGUGGUUCGAACCCACCCUGUGGCUUCAUGGAAGAAAGGCCUAGUAAACUGCUUCCAUAAAGAUUACAGCCAAUAAAACCCUAUGGAGCAGUUCUACUCUAUAACACAUAGGGUCACUAUGAGUCAAGGGAUGACUUGAUAGCGACUAAUAACAACAUCCUUUCACAAAUAGUUGUUCUAAAUAAAUAUCACCCCAAAGUUCUUCAGUUUAUGUUGCUUCAGAAACAGAGAUUAAGAAGUACUCAUUACUUUAAUUUUUAUUGUAUAAAUCUGAUUUUCCUAAUUCUUUUCAGUUACUUUGGCAAAUAUUUUAGGGAAUGCAAAAAUGAAUAAGCAUGGUAUUUGCCUUCCUGGAGUGUAUAGUCUAACAGGGGACAGAUAAGUAUAAAAUAAUGUAAUACCAAACCAAAAACCAAACCCAGUGCCAUCGAGUUGAUUCCGACUCAUAGCGACCCUACAGGACAGAGUAGAACUGCCCCAUAGAGUUUCCAAGGAGCGCCUGGCAGAUUUGAACUGCCGACCCUUUGGUUAGCAGCUGUAGCAUUUAACCACUAUGCCACCACAGUUUCCUCAAAAACAUAAUGUAAGAAGAAUAGAAAUUUGUUAAGUACUGACUAUGUAAAAGGAACCUACUAAGUGCUUUACAUGUAUUAUUUUAUUUAAUCCUCACAACCCCAAUGAGGAAGGUACUACCAUUAUUCCCACUUUAUAGGUGAGGAAUCUGAGGCCCAGAUUAGAAAUACUCAAUUCGACUCGACGGCAACAACAACAACAAAGUAGUAAGUGGCACAACCUGCAUUCAGAACUAGCUUUAUCAGAUUCUAGGACCUAUACUGUAUCUGCCAUGGUAUAAUACGGAUAUAGAAACAAUUGUACUAAAGAGGAAGAAAUCACAUCUGACCUGAAAGACCAAAAAAAGAUUUCUUAAAGGUGGUACCAUCUAAGGUGGAUUUGAAACAUUAGCUAUGAUGGUGGCAUGAUCAGAAGUGUGCUUCAGGAGCAUUAUUGUGUCAGCAGGAAAGGGAGAACUGGAGUUAAGAUAGACUAUAGUUAGGUACCUGUUAUGUGCCAGGCACUGUUCUAGGUCUCUGCCCUUGUAGAGCUUACACUAAUAGAAGGAGAUAGAAGAAGAAAUAAAUGUAUGAGAUGUUAGUUGUGAUAAAAGCUAUUAAGAAAAAUGAGGCAGGAUAACGAAAUGGAGGACAAAGCAGGAGAGAUCAUGUUUUAGAAAGGGUUAUAAGGGAAAGUUUCUCUGCUAAGGUAGCAUUUGAGAGUGCUAAGAAGUAGUGGAUUCCAAUAUAAUUUAAAGGUAGAACCAGUGGGGUUUGGCAGAAAAAAUUGCAUGCAGCAUGUAAGUGAAAGAAAAAAGGCAAAAGCCCUGGGACACAUACUUGGGGGAUGUCCUUAAUGAUAUUCCAAAGGGCCUGUGAAUAUCAACAGCAAACUCUCCUUUAUGAUUAUGUUGGGCAAGUUGGUUGAAUUGCCCUGGGCUCUACACCCUUCUAGAGACUGCCCUGCUAAUGACUAAGGUUUUGGAUCUGAAAGAAGGAAAAAUGAACUCGUAGUAAACUAAAACGGAGAAAAUUAUGAAGGAACAGAUUUAGUGGGGGUGGUGGAGUGGACAGAGCAAUCAAGAAUACAGUUUAGAACCUAUUAAAUUGGAAUGCCUAUUAGAAGUCUAAUUGUACAGAGUACACAUUCUUGCCAUGAGCAGGAAUGGAAUAUUAACCAAGAUAGACCAUGUUUUGGGCCAUAGGCACACCUUAAUGAAUUUAUAAAGAAUAGAAAUCAUAUAAAGUAUACUCUCAGAUGACAAUGGAAUUAAACUACAAAUAACAGAAAGAUAAAUGGGAAAUCACAAAAUAUUUUAAGAUUAAACAACAUACUUCUAAAUAGCAUAUAGGUCAAAGAAAUCACAAGAAAAAACUUUAAAAAUAUUUUUAUUAAAUAAAAAUAGAACUUAUAAUUUGUGGAAUAUAGCAAAAGCAGUGCUUAAAGGGAAAUUUACAGCAUAAAAUGCAUUUGGUAGAGAAGAAGGAAGAUCUAAAAUCAAUCUAAGCCCUCCACUUUAGGAAGCUAGAAAAAGAAAAGCAAAUUAGAUAUAAAGUAAGCAGAAGAAAAAGGAGAAAUCGAUGAAAUCAAAAACAAGAAAUUAAUAGAGAGAAUUAAUGAAACCAAAAGCUGGUUCUUUGAAAAGAUAAAUAAAAUUGAUAAAACUCUAGCCAGGCUAACCAAGAAAGAGAGAAGACACAAAUUACUGCUAUUAGAAAUGAAAGAGGAGCCAUUACUACUGAUCUCAUGGACAUUAAAAGGCUAAUAAAGGAAUAUUCAGAACAACCCUACACCCAUAAAUUUGAUAACUUAGCUGAAACGAAACAUUUUUCCUUUUUGAAAGACACAAUCACCACAACCAAGCGGUAUUUAUUACAGGUAUAUAAGGUAUAUAAGGCUGGCUCAAUAUUAAAAAAGCAAUUAAUGUAAUCCAUCAUAUCAACAGGCUGUCAUAUCAAUAGAUACAGAGAAAGCAUUUGACAAAAUCUGAUAUUCAUGAUAAAAACUUUUAGCAAACUUGGUAUAGAGGAGAACUUCCUCACUUCAUAAAGAACAUUUAUUAAAAAACCUACAACUAUGUCUAUUUAAUGGUGAGAAACUAGAUGCUUUCCCUCUAAGAUUGGCACCAAAGCAAGGAUUGUCCCCUCUUACUACUAUUCAACAGCAUACUGGAAGUCUUAGGUAAUGCAAUAAGACACAAAAGGAAAUAAGAUGUAUACAGAUUGAGAAGGAAGAAAUAAAACUGUCUUUGUUCACAGAUGGCACGACUGCCUAGAAAAUCCCAAAGAAUUUAUGAAAGCUCUUCUGGAACUAAUGAAGCAAGGUUGCAGGAUACAAGGAGUAAAGAAGGUGAACCAAAAAGGAGAGGAGACUAUAGACACAGAAGAAUGUCUGGCAACGAAGAAAGGAAGAGUCAAGGAGAGCCUAAAGAAGACACAACCUCAUUAGCUGAUGCUGUAGAGCAAGUCGCAAAGCAACAGCAGUCACAAACAUCGGAAAUAGAAAGAAACAAAAAGGUGCUGUUCCAUUUGCAGAAUGAACUUCAUGAGCUUGAAAAACAAAUAGCAUCUGUCUCUGCAGAAACUAAAGAAACAGAAAGGCAAAUUUAUCAGCAAGAUGCUGCCAUAGAGAAUACCAAACUUCAGUGUAGAAGCCUGGAAACUCAGAUCAAAUCCUUACAUACAGAAAAUGUAAAGCUUAAAUUUGACAUAGAAGCAGCCCAAGAAGAUUUUGAGGAGUGCAUGAUAAGACAUAAUGCAUAUUAUGCAAAAAUAAGGGCACAUAAAGAUAGUGUGGAAGAGACAGAAAGCAAAUGGUCAUUGAUGACUGAACUCCAUGAAAAACAAAAUCUUAUUAAAAAACUAAUGACAAUGAAAGAGGAACUUAUGCAAGAUCUCCAAAAUCCAGAAGGAAACCGCAUAAAGCAAGUACAGGAAGACAUUACAAAGCUAAGUGACAAAAUUAUAACCAUAAAAGAAUCCAUCAUUGAAAAAACUUGUUUUCUUGAGAAAGAAAAAAAGACACAUGAAAAAUUAAGAAAAGAAAUAGAGGUACAGCAUAAGAGAUAUGAUGCAAUUCUUAAGCGAUUGCAUUGUCAGGUGAAAAAGUGUCAGUCAAAUAGAAGGCAGUGGCAAUGGAACAUUCAACAACUGGAAAAAACUGCAGCUGAGCUAAGAAAACGCAUUGGAAUGCAAGAUUGUCAUACGGCAACGUGGCACACAGACCGUGCCAACUCAAAUUGUGGGACACAGUGUUGAGAAAAUCCUUUGGAUUCUAAACAACCAGCAUCCACUCUCAGAGGUUGUCUUAAUGACAGAUAUAUUUUCUCCUUUUCUGAAUAGUCAUCCAUUUACUAGAGCGUAUUCCAACCCUGCAACUGAUAGUAGUAGAUAGAUAAUAGGAAGGUUUACUGGAAAAUAGUGGAAGACUAUGAAUGUUCUCAGUGUGUAAGAUGUAUUGUACUUAUGAGUGCCUGUUUAUAACCAUGUUGCAGUCCCCCCCAUAAAAAAAAAAAAAUCUUAGAAGAAAAGCUUGGAUUUCCAAUGAUUUAAAUUGUUAAGAUGUAAAAAAGGGUUGCCUAUUUCAAACUUUUUUUUAGAACUUGUUCUUUUACACCGUCUUCACAUUAGCCCAUAAAUAUGGACAUUUAAAGUAAUGUUAUUAUAUGUUCAAUGCUUCAGAUAUUUUACUCAGUUUUCCUUUUUAUCCAGUAGGUAGUUACCAUUUUUUCCUUUGUUAUUAGAUAAAUUUUUUUUAUUAGAUAACAUAUUUUUAGAGUGAUGCAGUGCACAAAAUAUUUUGUUCACUUUUUUAUCUGUAAAUUCUUUAUCCCUAUUUUGUGACCAAAUUAAAUUAUAACAUUGCA
Molecule: messenger RNA, 5275 nt
Organism: Loxodonta africana (African savanna elephant)
Lineage: Eukaryota; Metazoa; Chordata; Mammalia; Proboscidea; Elephantidae
Gene: CCDC122
Product: coiled-coil domain containing 122
Exons: 6
Coding region: 3669-4667 (332 amino acids)
Source: RefSeq, a predicted model, not a curated record